Rhodotorula toruloides NP11 is the source of this 1353-nucleotide messenger RNA. RefSeq names its product Bromodomain-containing protein. NCBI's taxonomy places the organism in Eukaryota, Fungi, Basidiomycota, Microbotryomycetes, Sporidiobolales, Sporidiobolaceae. The record is from RefSeq and is a predicted model, not a curated record. The transcript has 8 exons. The coding region runs from base 1 to 1353 and encodes 450 amino acids. Gene Ontology annotation, molecular function: protein binding. Gene Ontology annotation, cellular component: NuA4 histone acetyltransferase complex.
AUGGCCAUCACCGCCCACGCGCCCGACUUGCCCGUCCAGCAACCCCUGACAGAUCACCCAGUCGUCACCGAACCCCCGCUCGAAGCGAAACUCCUCCUCGCUCAAGCGGUCGUCCAGCUCGGGACUGCAGACUGGACUCGGGUUGCGGAGAUGCUGGACCAGAGCGAGUGCUGGCCAAAAGAGGCGGGGAGGAUGACGAGCCAGGGGUAUGAGGCGGCUUUCGAGGUGCUGAUGCGCAAGAAGGGGCUCGACGUGACUGGCUGUCAACAACCUCGAGCACGACCAGCGCGCAAGCUCGUCCACACGCUCUACGCCUCCCUCCUCACCUCCCUCCGCGAUUCGCUCCUCUCGACCUACGCUGAAGAAGCACGAUUGAAUGCCGAGAUCGCCGAGAUCCGAGAGGGAAAGAAGGACUCGGCCCUCGCAGCCGCCGCACCCGCAGAAACCUCCUCAGGAGCAGCAAACGCCGAAGCCGGUCCUUCGGGCUCCUCAAGCGCUCGCAAGCCUCUUUCUGCUGCGACUGAAGCUGGUGCGGAUGGCGAGGCUGAAGGAGAGGGCGAAGCGGAGGAAGAGGGCGAGAGCGAGACGACGCCUAAGAAGGCCGCGAAGAAGCGCGGUGGGGGGCGGAAGAGCGGGCGGACGAAGAAGGCUGGAAGAGCUGGGACGGUCGAUGAGGAAGAGGAGGUAGAGGCUGUGGUCGAUGAGGCGGUUGUAAAAGAAGAAGAGGAGGAGGGAGAGGGUGUAGGCGAAGAAGAGGAAGAGGGAGAGGACGAGCAGGAAGAAGAAGAGGAAGAGGAGGAGACGAAGCCAAAGAAGGGCGGGAGGAGGAAGGGCAGGACUGCCGCAGCUACGGCGGCGAAACGAGCCGCCAAGAAGCGCAAGGUCAGCGAACCGCCUGCGGCUUCACCUCCACCUGGCGCAGCGGACGAUGGCGGGAGAAAGCGGAAACGGGUCAAGACAACGGAGGAGCCGGUCGAGGAGAGUGAGAAAGACACCAAGGCCGCCGCUCAACGCCGCAAAGUCGCCUUCACCCGCAUUGUCGAGCAACUCCAAGCGGAGCGCUACUCGCACUUUUUCGAAUCGCGCGUGACCAAGUCGAUCGCGCCGAUGUACAACGUCGCUGUCCGCCGCCCGACUUGCCUCCGCGACAUCACAAAGGCGAUCAAGAGCGGGGCCAUCUCGACCAAUACCGAGUUAAUGAGGGAUGUUGCGCUGCUGUGCGCGAAUGCGAUACAGUUCAAUGGCGAUGAGGGCGAAGACAGUGUCGGGUACUGCGCCAAGUUGCUGUGGGAGCGGUUCGAGAGGUUGAUGGACGAGACACUCGCAACGGAGUUCACAGCGGGAGAGGCGUAG